AUGCCCUUUGUGCGAGUGCCUGAUGCAGGCGAGUACUUUGCUUUAGUAGGAGUUGACGGGGGCCUCUCCCUAUGGAACUGUAUGGGCAUGUGCCUUCAGCCAGUUGAUUUUUCUGGAGAAAAGCUGGAGGCUACAGUUUGUUGCUUUUCUCCAUCGGGGCAGCGAAUUGUAUUUACCACGCGACAGGGCUACCUUGGUGUUGCACAACUGAGGCUACCAGUUGUCCAUGGCCUUCAUCGUGAGGUGUAUGCCCGUCGGACAUCUCUUUGCGAGGUCACUGUUCGCAAUCUGCUAACAGACGACACUCUGUCUAUACAGUUUGAUGGGCUCGUCCUGAAGAUUGCAGUGUACAGACGUUUUCUUGCUGUCCAACUUGAUGGAUGCAUCAUCAUCGCAGAGCUUUCUACAGAGGCAUCUGGUGCUAUGAAGCAUCGUGAAGUCCACCGCCUACGCGGAUCUUUUGAAUGUUCGCUUAUGCUGCUAACGGCGAAAGAAGGAAAACAAUGGACGCUGAGAGCUCCCGUUCGCUACGUUAGGGUGCUUGGGGGUCCUCCUGGGGCAGAGACGCUGCUCGUCGGCCUUAAAAAUGGAGAGGCGCUCUAUGUGUUCGCGCAUCAGGGGCUUCCACUACCUCUGCUGCAGCAUCGUGUUGGGAUUGUUUGCAUGGACGUCUCCGCCGAGCGCAAUAGACUUGCUAUUGUCGAUGAAGAAAAGGAGCUCUACAUUUACGACCUGCGUAGUAAAAAAAGCGUGUACUCUCAACAAGAUUGUACUUCAGUUGCCUACCACCUUUCCGUCGAUGAUUUAUUGGCUUUCACUGGCCGGAAAACUCUAUUUAUAAAAGCAGGACCUGCUGAGACAUGCCAACAGACUUGUCAUGGGAUCGUGGUUGGAUUUUUGGGGUCAUUCACAUUUUGCCUGCACUGCCGAGAAAUGCUGCGAAUCAAGGUUAAUCAUACGGCUUCCGUACAACAGCUCAUAAGGAGAGGCUACAUCAGAAAAGCGUAUAACGUAGCCUGCCUGGGGGCAACGCAGGACGAAUGGAAGCAGUUAGGGCUCCAAUGCAUGCUGAUAGGGGACCUCCAACUUGCACGCAAAGCGUUUCAGCACCAAAAUGACUUGAGGGCUAUAUGCUUAAUAAAUCACGUGGAAUCGGAGCUACAAUCGUUAAAAGUGAGUAAAGAGGCCCACCAGCAUAUGUGCAGGGCGUAUGCCAACGCAUUUGUCCAGAACUUCGCAGCUGCCGCAGACGAAUGGGCAGCAGCUGGCUUUCCCCAAAGAGCGUCAGAGAUGUUUGCAGACCUGCGAAGGUACGCGUAUAUCGUGAAUAGACCUGGGAGGCAGCUGACAGGUAGAGUGUCCAUAUUGGUUGCCGUGCAGUAUGCCCCUGUGUAUGAUGCGUUUUGUAUGAUGCGUGAAUUUUGGUGUGGGGGACCAAACUUCAGGUGGGGGGAUGCACGGCUCUGGGAUAAACUCGCUGCACAGUUCAAAACAGAAGCGUCAGAUUCAGGGAAACAGAUGAAAGCAGCAACAGACUCGUCCGCGACGCCAGAGGAGACUGCGGGAGGAAACAUAGAGCAAGCUUCACUGCCUGACCUUCCAAAAGAACAGAAUGAGCCAGUGGUCCACCACGAAUUGAGGGAGGCUGCAGCAUUAUACCUUGCCACAGGGCAACUGGAGCGAGCCUGCAGAAUUUAUGCGAAGCUAGGCGAGAUUCGCAGCCUGGCCGAAGUCAUGAGGAGAUGCAAAGCGCAACAAAUUGCACAGCUGCGUGCGGAAUAUGGGCAGCCAAAGCUGCAAGCGCACAGGCGAACGCUGGAUGGCAGCGGGGAAUACCCUGAGGACUACGAAGCUUCUGUGACUCUGCGCCUUGUUGCUUGUAUCUUUGAAGAGAGCGGCCAAAUGAACUUAGCCCAGGAGGCUAUGCUGGCUCUAGGAGACACAGUAGGGUAUCUAAGAGUCCUAAUGCAGGCUGGACGGUGGGAUGAAGCCGUGUCUCGAGCAGAGCAGGAUCCAAGCCUUCUUCAACAAGUGCUUUUACCAUGGGGUCAUGAACUUAUCCGUCAAGACGAGCCAGAGCUGGCCAUUAGCGUAUUUCGACGAGCGGGAAAAGAACAUUUGGCACUGAGAGUGCAGAGCUCUUUACUAGAAGGCGCUGUAUCUCAAAAAUUUUUUGCCCAGGCAGCAGAGCGGAGUUGGGCACUAGCUACUGCUUUUGCCAACCUGGCUGAUUCCAGUAGAGAGGGGCCACAUCACCCAUUGAGUUUGACUGACUAUGAGGGAGCAACCACGGCUCAUCAGUCUCUAAACAGUACUACAGCAGGCCCUUGGGGUUUGCCUGCAUGUGUCUCACGCUUCCUUACGUGUUACUUCAGGCGUCUCUCAGAGGUUUAUGGUGUCUAUUUCGUGCUGAUGUGCCAGGCUUCCUCUGUACUGCCAAAAGCUAAAAUGCCAGCGCAUGCCGUCUUAAGGGCCUGCAUUUUUUUAUGGUCGCAUGCACUAGCGCCAUUAGGGCAGGCUGCUUGCGUGAAGCAGCUUGAAAAGACAACGGCAUGCUACUUUGCACCUUCUACAGAAAGCAAACAGCCAAAGUUGAUUUUAGAAGGGGCAAAACGAUGGAAAUCUGGAUUAGGGAGUCUGCCAAAUUGGCGUUUGCCACAGUGGUGGCGUGAUGCUCAUGAUGCUCUUGAUACAGAUGCAGUGCGGACGAAGCUAAACCUUUGUGGGAUCCGAAUUUAUCGCCGUGUAAAAGGUAUUAGGACAUUUCUUGUGUUGCGCCUCAUGACGGAGGCAGCGCUUCAGUUACAUGACUUUGAGACAGCAGCUGCAGCAUGCCAGGAACUUCGUCGUCUUGCACUGAGAGGCUCUGAGCAGCAGAAAAGAGCCGAGCUGGAGUUGAAGGUCAAAGCAACGCAUGCUUCUUUCAGGCCUGAGGCCGGCCUUGCUGAGGCAUCUGGAGCCUUGACAAAGGCCGUAUGUGGCUUGUGCAGGGCCUCAGUGACUUUGCUGACCUCGGAAGCCGUCCCAUUAGGUGCAGAUUUAAGCUGUGGAAAGUGCGGGUGUCCUAUUACAUUGGAGUUCGGCACAUUCGCUCCGAUAAUGGCAAUCGAGUGCCGCCGGGUGGAUAGCGCAGAGCUAGUCAACGGGCACCUAUCCUUUCCUUCCGGCAAAGAUUUUUCUCCAGAUGAGCUCUUCCUCGAAACUAUUAAAGAGAGUGUCAUCCAGCCAGUUGCAUCAAGACCUUCGCUGAAGGAGGAGCCCUUCGGCCCUGUAGAAUUCCAGCCGCCGGCACUGAGUCAAAGUUUCCUGCGCAACCAGCCACGUGAGAAACUUAUAUGGCGCACGAACAGUGGCCUCGAGGGUUGUACCGGCUCCAAUAUCCUGCGAUUAUUUGGACUGCCUCACUCAAAAGCUGAGCAAGCAAUACAUGCCACCUUUUUGCAGGAUUCAGAGGCAGCACUCAGAGACCCUGACAUGUUGAUGGCAUGUGGCACAUGUUCUCAUCUGUUCAUCCAACCACCAGCUUAUCAGAUGUUGUCUUCUGGUAAUUUAUGCAUUUUCUGCGCUAGUGACUGCCCUUUCACUCCAAUCCUUCAGUGUGCGGCACUUGAAUGA
Eimeria necatrix is the source of this 3615-nucleotide messenger RNA. Its product is annotated as WD-repeat protein, putative. The transcript is spliced from 7 exons. Gene Ontology annotation, molecular function: protein binding. The coding region runs from base 1 to 3615 and encodes 1204 amino acids. Lineage: Eukaryota; Apicomplexa; Conoidasida; Eucoccidiorida; Eimeriidae. Gene Ontology annotation, cellular component: non-motile cilium; intraciliary transport particle A. Gene Ontology annotation, biological process: protein localization to cilium; non-motile cilium assembly; intraciliary retrograde transport. The record is from RefSeq and is a predicted model, not a curated record.